Molecule: messenger RNA, 1127 nt
Organism: Tinamus guttatus (white-throated tinamou)
Lineage: Eukaryota; Metazoa; Chordata; Aves; Tinamiformes; Tinamidae
Gene: ACKR5
Product: atypical chemokine receptor 5
Biological process (GO): G protein-coupled receptor signaling pathway
Cellular component (GO): membrane
Molecular function (GO): G protein-coupled receptor activity
Source: RefSeq, a predicted model, not a curated record
GCAGGAUGGCGGAGAUGACCACUGCCCCCAGUGAGACGCACACCUUUGCAAACGAGCAUGGGGACUACCACAACUGGACAGAGCUGUUCCAGCUCCUCAACUACACCUUCACCUUCUGUGAGUUCAGCCUGGAUGAGAAUGUCAAGCGGGUCGUCCUCUUCAUCCUUUACCUGGUCAUCUUCGUGGUGGGCUUGGUGGAGAACCUCCUCGUCAUCUGGGUCAACUGGCAGACCCGGGGCAACAAGAGCCUGGUGAACCUCUACAUCAUCAACAUGGCCAUCGCCGACCUCGGGGUGCUGCUCUCGCUGCCCAUCUGGAUGCUGGAGGUGAUGCUGGAUUACACUUGGCUCUGGGGCAGCUUCCUCUGCCGCUUCACGCACUACUUCUAUUUCGCCAACAUGUACGCCAGCAUCUUCUUCCUCACCUGCCUGAGCGUCGAUCGCUACGUGUCCUUGACAACCUCCUCCAGCUUCUGGCGGAAGCACCAGCACCGCGCGCGCCGCAUCAUCUGCGGCUGCAGCUGGGUCCUGGCAGCAACAAUCCCCUUCCUGGAGGUUGCUCACAUGCAGCUGGUCAACACCGGAGAGCCCAUCUGCAUCUUCCUGGCCCCCUUUGAGACCUAUGACGACUGGGCCCUGGCUGUCAGUUUAGCCACCACCACCAUCGGCUUCCUCAUCCCUUUCCCCAUCAUCACGGUUUUCAACAUCCUCACGGCCAGGUACAUCAAGCGCGCCAAGCCGGAGAGUGGGAAGCACUGCCUGCUCAUCUACGCCUACAUCGCUGUGUUCCUGCUCAGCUGGCUGCCCUUCCACGUCGUGCUCACGCUGCUCACCCUCGACGGCAGCCACAUCAUCCUGCACUGCAGCUUUGCCCAUUUCCUCUACUUCUUCUACGACAUCAUCGACUGCUUCACCCUGCUCCACUGCGUCGUCAACCCCAUCCUCUACAACUUCCUCAGCAAAAGCUUCCGCAGCAAGCUCAUCUCUGCCGUGGUUAGAUACAUCCCCAAGGAGCACGCGGGCCGCCGGGGCGCCAACAGCUCCUCCUCGAGCACACAGCACUCCAUAGUCAUCGCCAAGGACGGCGCCGCGGGGCCCGGCGAGCGCCCGGCUCCCAGCGCACCGUGA